This is a messenger RNA of Onychostoma macrolepis, 1121 nucleotides long. It is a transcript of the gene cox11, whose product is annotated as cytochrome c oxidase assembly protein COX11, mitochondrial. Gene Ontology annotation, molecular function: copper ion binding. NCBI's taxonomy places the organism in Eukaryota, Metazoa, Chordata, Actinopteri, Cypriniformes, Cyprinidae. The transcript is spliced from 5 exons. The record is from RefSeq and is a predicted model, not a curated record. The coding region runs from base 186 to 968 and encodes 260 amino acids. Gene Ontology annotation, cellular component: mitochondrial inner membrane.
GCAACGGCCGGAACUGUAGUAUGAAGUGGUUCGUAUCCGGGGAACUUGAAUCUGUUGCACCAAGUGUUGAACUUGACGUUUUGUAACAUGUUGUUGAUGAAGGGUGUACGUGCACAUACCCGCAUAAUUUGAGUCAGGUGAAACAUACCUGUCUUGUGGGGCAUUUCACUUAUAACUCUAGGAUUAUGCUAUUACCGUUCCUUCUCCGUGGAUGCACUGCAAAGCACUACGUACAGCAAGCGCUUUCUAGCACUCGGCUAUGCAUUAAUUGUUGCAACGUUAGACGACUAGCCACAUCCAGUGGCCAGCUCUUCCUCAGGAAGACCCCACAACGAUUCCUCAACCAGUCACGAGGAGCUAAAGUUCACAAAAGGAAACAUCAGAACCAGGAAGAUGACUGGAAGAAAAGGAACAAGACUGUCCUCACAUACAUCGCGGCUGCCGGAGUUGGAAUGAUUGGCCUGUCAUAUGCUAGUGUUCCACUCUACAGACUGUACUGUCAAGCAACAGGGUUGGGAGGCACAGCAGUAGCAGGACAUAACACAGAUCAAGUGGAGACAAUGAAGCCUGUCAGGGACCGUAUUAUUAAAGUGACCUUCAAUGCAGACACUCACGCCAGCAUGCAGUGGAACUUCCGUCCGCAGCAGUCAGAGAUUUACCUCGUACCAGGAGAAACUGCGCUGGCUUUUUAUAAGGCACGGAAUCCCACAGACAAACCAGUGAUAGGCAUUUCUACCUACAAUGUCGUACCUUUUGAUGCUGGACAAUAUUUUAAUAAGAUACAGUGUUUCUGUUUUGAGGAACAGAGGUUAAAUCCACAUGAGGAAGUAGACAUGCCUGUUUUCUUCUACAUUGAUCCAGAGUUUGAUGAUGACCCCAGGAUGGCACGAGUUGAUACUAUUACACUCUCAUAUACCUUUUUUGAAGCCAAGGAGGGACAGCAAUUACCCAUCCCUGGGUAUAGCUAAUUAUUUAAUAUUCAGAGAAUUUUCAUCAGAAUUAUCUUUAGGAGAGUGUGUUCAGUAAUCAUUUUGGUCGUGAUUACUGUAUAAGUUGUCAUGUUUCACUUAAAUAUCUGUAUAGAUUGAAUCAAACAAUUAUAAAAGCUGAAAAGUAAUUAA